AUGAAGGCUGUCGGCUCGUUGGUCAUGACGGCGCUUGCGGCAACGCACGCGGCGGACCACUUGACGGUCGGUGACGCCAAGUGGACGUCGCCGACGUCCAUGGACAAGUACGUCAAGCUGCUGCACAAGGACACGGACGCGUUCGUCGCUGACGUGGCGUCGUGGGCCUCGCGCAUCGCGGGCGCCAAGCUCGAGACGGACGCGUCCUUUGCAGUCCGCACGGACGGCCGCGAGUGGAGCGAGUCGUGCGGCGACCUCUCGGCGCACAAGGCGUUCCACGUGCUCGAGAGCUUUGUCGAUGCGCCGGCGUCGGCGGCGUCGAGCCUCACGCAGGCGACGCCGCUCGAGUGGCGCCCCGAAGACGACUGCGUUGCGCAGCGCGAUUUCGAGUCGCUGGACGGCGGGUCCCAUGCCGAAUUCAGCGUCCACUGCGGCAAGGAACGCCUCGUGCACGCGAUUGGCGGCGGCAGCGGCUUCUACGCGCCCCGCGGUCGUCACGGCGACAAGUACGUGGGCGGUGCCAAGGCCGCGGUCGUCGUCGGCGAUGACAUUGAGCUUUCGGGUGUGCUGUAUGCCGGGAAGCGCUUCAAGGGCAAGAUGGAGACCUUCCACGUGCCCAAGCACGCGGACCGGGUUGUUGACGACCUCCACAAGGCCAUUCGCCGCUGCGCGCGGGACGGCGACCUCGUCGUCUCGGGUGUUGUCGGCGGCGGCUGGACGCAGCGCUACACCAACAAGAAGGGCAAGCACGUCAAGAGCGUCGUGGGCUACGCCAACUCGUUCUCGCUCACGCCCAAGUCGGACAAGAAGCACAAGAAGCACAAGGACGACGAUGACGACGAUGACGAUGAUGACAAGAAGGAGAAGAAGUCCAAGGGCAAGAAGCACAAGGACGACGAUGACGACGAUGACGAUGACGAUGACGAUGACGAGAAGGAGAAGAAGUCCAAGGGCAAGAAGCACAAGGACGACGAUGACGAUGAUGACGAUGACGAUGAUGACAAGAAGGAGAAGAAGGAAAAGAAGUCGAAGGACGACGAUGACGAUGACGAUGACAAGGAGGAGAAGAAGCCCAAGGGUAAGGGCAAGGACGAGGAAGAAGAGUCCAAGCACUCGAAGGAAGGCAAGGACAAGUCCAAGCCCAAGGGUAAGGGCAAGGAAGAAGAAGAGGAAGAAGAGAAGCCCAAGGAAGGCAAGGGCAAGGGCAAGGAGGUCAAGCCCAAGUCCAAGGGUGAGGAAGAGGAAGAGAAGCCCAAGCACCCCAAGGAAGGCAAGACCAAGGGCAAGGGCGAGGAAGAAGAGAAGCCCAAGGAAAGCAAGACCAAGGGCAAGGAAGAGGAAGAAGAAGAGGAGAAGCCCAAGGGCGAUAAGUCCAAGGGCAAGGAGGUCAAGUCCAAGGGCAAAGAAGAAGAAAAGCCCAAGGAAGGCAAAGAAGCUGCCGAGCCCAAGUCCACGAAGGAAGCCAAGCCGACAAAGGAAGCCAAGCCGACAAAAGAAGCCAAGCCCAUGGAAGCGGUCGAGACCACCAAUGCUCCUCAUGUCGCGUCCAAGGGCCUGAGCGUCGACAAGUCGGCGCUCGUGGCGGCCAACGCGACCGCCACUCCUUCCAACGCGACGCACAUCGUGCUUGUGACGAACGCGACGGCUGUUGUCAACGCGACGGCUGCCAUCAACACGACGGCUGCCAUCAACGCGACGACGUUUACGAACGCGUCGGCGGAUGGCUUUGCCGCCAUCACGGCGUCGCUCUCGGACCUCUCGGCGCACAUCUCGCUGGCCUACUACGAGGCGGGUCUCGAGUGCGCGACGCGCGAGUCCGACUCGGUGUGCCAAUCGGCGCGCGUCGCUGCCAAGCUGAACACCAAGCUCGUGAGUCUCAACGCGUACGAGACGCUCGACAUGUCGGCGGUCUAUGGCAACCGCCUCACGACGUCGUGGGGUCCGUCGUCCUUGGAUGCGAUGGCCGUCGCCGCCGUCGGUGCUGUCUGCGUCACGGCCUUUGUGGCCCUGCGCACGCAGCAGCGCCGCGCCGGCUACGUGGGCAUCCCGCAGCAAGACGCUGCCGCCGCGCCGACGUCGACGUGGCCGAGCUACGUCUAA
Messenger RNA from Saprolegnia parasitica CBS 223.65, 2100 nucleotides. RefSeq lists its product as hypothetical. The record is from RefSeq and is a predicted model, not a curated record. The transcript has a single exon. NCBI's taxonomy places the organism in Eukaryota, Oomycota, Saprolegniomycetes, Saprolegniales, Saprolegniaceae. The coding region runs from base 1 to 2100 and encodes 699 amino acids.